Molecule: messenger RNA, 2819 nt
Organism: Lynx canadensis (Canada lynx)
Lineage: Eukaryota; Metazoa; Chordata; Mammalia; Carnivora; Felidae
Gene: SHBG
Product: sex hormone binding globulin
Exons: 7
Coding region: 421-1428 (335 amino acids)
Molecular function (GO): steroid binding
Source: RefSeq, a predicted model, not a curated record
UGAAGUCGGAGGCUUAACCCACCGAGCCACCCACCCAGGCGCCCCACCGCUGUUGUUCUGAUGGCAGAUGCUGCUUGGGGUGCAGGGCAGGACUGCGUCUGGACCUCGGGCCUGGGGAGGCAGCCUCCUCAGGUGGGCAAAAGACUUCGGGGACCCAGGUCAGGCUCUAGAGGAGGAGAGGGGAAAAUGGGGUAUCUGUCCUGGCUCCUACACUUUCCCAGCAUGGAGAGCAUAAGUGGACGAGCCCUGUCCCUCCCCCAAUUUGUCCGCAGAGGGGGCGGAGGGUGAGUGCCCAGUCUCCUGCCCCCCUUCUUUCCACCCCGCCCCUGCCUGGGGACAACCUUUAACCCAACACCAACUGCCUGUCCCCAACACAUUGUCCCCGGGUGAUCUGAGCCACAGAGAGGACCGCGGCCGAUUAUGGAGAGCAGAGGCCCACUGGCCGCAUCGCCGGGGCUGCUGCUGCUGCUGCCGCUGCCACCUCACGGCCACCAGAGGAUCCAGGACCCUCCUGCUGUGCACCUCAGCAGUGGCUCAGGACAAGAGCCUAUCACCAUCAUGACCUUUGACUUCACCAAGAUCAGGAAGUAUGAGGCCAUGCCCCACGUACCAUCUUUCCUUCUGCGUCCUUCCAGAACCUCUUCCUCCUUUGAGCUUCGAACCUGGGAUCCAGAGGGAGUGAUUUUUUAUGGCGAUACCAACCCCCAGAAGGACUGCUUUGUGCUGGGGCUUCGAGAUGGCAGGCCCGAGAUCCAAAUGCGCAACCACUUGGCCCAGCUUACGGUGGGCGCCGGGCCCCGGCUGGACGAUGGGAAGUGGCAUCAGGUGGAAGUGAAGGUCCUCGGGGAUUCGCUGCUGCUGAGUGUGGAUGGGGAGGAGGUGCUGUGCCUGAGACAGGUCUCUGGGCCUCUGGCCGGCAAAGUCCAGCCUGUCGUGAGGAUUGCACUGGGGGGACUGUUGUUCCCUGUCUCCAGUCUCCGUUUGCCGCUGGUCCCCACCCUGGAUGGCUGUCUGCGCCGGGAAAAUUGGCUGGACCAACAGGCCCAGACCUCGGUGUCUGCCCUUCUUACCAGCAGCCUCAGAAGCUGCGCUGCAGAGUCCCAGCCUGGCACAUUCUUCCCUCCGGGGACUCGAGCAGAAUUCAGUCUCCAAGCCUCAUGCAGAGCCCUGGGCCUUCUCUCUGGACCUGGGACUCCAGCUGGCAGCAGGUUCUGGCCACCUCCUUGCCCUUGGGACCCCAGAAAACCCUCCUUGGCUCAGCCUCCAGCUCUAAGAUCAAGAGAGGCUUCUUCGGCCUCCUUUUGCUUGGAUGGCCUUUGGGCACAAGGCCAGAAGUUGGACAUGGACCGGGCCCUGAGCAGAAGUCAGAACAUCUGGACUCACAGCUGUCCCCAGAGCCUAGGCAAUGACACGGACAGCACCCAUUAAACCCCCACCUGAGAAUCCCCUCGAAUGUCACUCGUUCAUUCACUCGACACAUCUUUACGGGGUAUCUGCAACGUACCAGGCACUGCGCUGAGCGAUGGGCUGUACUGAUGAGUAACCUCCCCCCCGCCCCCCUUGGUUCCUGCCCUCUGGCUGCUCAAGGUCCCCUGGGGGAGGCAGACAUCCAUCAAAGACUAACAAGUAAGUGGAGAAUCGGAAACUGAUAAGCGCCGUAGAGGGAAUUGUAAAAGCUUGAAGACCGGGGGCCUUAACCUAGUCUGGGGGUCCAGGCAGGCUUCCCGAGGAGGAGGAAGCCGUGACUUCUCAGCCUGGGAGUUCAGCAGCACCGACAGGCAGAUGUGCGCACCAGAUACGGGUCACUUUCUGGGAGCCGGGAGCCCCCCUCCUUCCCCAGCAUUUCCUGCUUGUGGGGCUUUAGCAUUCCCCUCGCGGAGGCUGGUCCUGAGAGGCCUGGAAGGAAGGGAAGAAACGGAAUCCUGCUGUUCCCUUAGCCGGGCCACUGCUGUGCAAAGAAGGAGCAGCAGGGGGCAUGGGAGAGCCCUAGAGGGAGGGGGACAGGGGUUCUGGGGACCGGGGCGGAAGCAGCAGGGAGAAGGAAAGAGGGAGUGGGGCAGAGGGCGAAGCAGCCGGCAUCUCUCCUAGUCUUGUCUCCGUCCCCUUGCCGCCUUCCCAGACGAACCCGUCUCUAGUCCAUUCAAGGAGAGCUGGUUUAUGCUGGUCCCAGCUGGGAAAAACAGAUUCAGGAAUAUCUCUGCCCUCAGAGAAUGUGGUGACCCAGUCCUCCGCCCCUUCCCGUCGCCUCGGCAGAAUCUUGGUGUCCCAACCCCUACUUGGGGCACCCUCGGGAGCCCUGGCACCUGUUCUCCAUCCUCUCCUCUCGAGGACUGUUAGCCCAUCCCCCAACCCCCCAACCCAUGGGGAUCCCAGUGUCCCAGACUCCUGGCUUCUUAAAAUGAUUUGCCUACCAGUCGCCCUGUUGCCAGGGUGACUCACUCAUUGGACCUGUCAUCCCCUUCUGCAGGGAUCAGCCAGGACCUAAGUGACCCCAGGGUAAGGAGGCUCCAGGACUGUGUCUGGGGUGGAAGACAGCCUAGGCUUCUCCUUGGACCCUCCCAGUCUCGAGUUUGCUGGUCUACAGCUGCUGCCACACAGGCAGAGUGCCUUUGGAGCGUCCUCAGCAUGGCCAGGAAGCCCCGAUUCAACUCUGGUCCCCUGGGCAAUGUUUGGGGCCCACCUGGGCCCUUGGGUAUGUCCAUUCGACCGAUAGUCACUGAGGACCUACUGCGUAUCGGGCAUCGUUCUAGACGCUGAGGAUGCCUGGAUGAAAAAGACAGACACGGUGCCUGCUUUUGUGGAGAGCUCACACUGGCGGG